UUUUUCCAGAGGGCUCAGAUGCAGACAGCGCGGCCAACCAUCCCCACCAACGCUCACUCUAUGCGGCCUGGCUCUCAGAACCCCACAGCGGCGGUGUACUCCCCCAACCAGCCCACCAUGAUGAUGAUGGCCCCCAUGCCCUUCCCCUCCCCACAGGCUGCCCAGUACUACAUCCCACAGGUGAGACUGACUGACUAGGCUGCUGCUACUCUCCAGCAGGCAUUCCUCUCCUAUUGCCCCACACUGCUUGUAACCCUUUGUUCUAUUCUAUCCCCUCCAUUUGUCUCUCUGCAGUAUCGCCACAGUACGCCCUAUGUGGGGCCGCCCCAGCAGUUUUCAGUGCAGCCACCGGGGUCUGGCACCUUCUAUCCUGGCCCUGGCCCGGGGGAGUACCCUGCUCAGUACGGUGAGUCUCAGCCAAGCACACAAACACCCCACCAGUAAUGGCUGUUUCUCCCUCCACAAAGCACACAGAUAGACUCUGUUAGCUGUUAACUGUGACUCUCUGUUAGCCCUUUCUAGUAAAAUUAUAUUUUAGUACAGACCCCUUCAAGUCACAGUUUGUUCCUCAGCUACAAAAACACACACACACACACACACACACACUGUACUCUGCUUACCCUUUUCUUCUUCCUCCUCCCUGACACAGCUCCCGGACCUCAAUACUAUCCAGGACAGCAGGUGUACCCCCCCCCACCCCCCAUCAUAGUGCCUACACCGCAGCAACCUCCACCAGCCAAGCGUGAGAAGAAACCAGUGAGUAUCUCAGCAUGCUGCCGUCUAGCAUAGGCCAUCUGCUCAGUGACGCACCAGCUUGUCUGUUUCCACAUGCAUACUGUGAGAGGAUAUGAGAAAUGAUCCCUGAUAUUUCUGAUGAGACAUUUCUGGAUACAUCAGCCCUUUUGAGUUACAUUAUAAAAGAAGGAAAGUAUAUGAGGGAUGACAUGGGUUGAUUUGGAUCAAGGCUGCCAGGAGAGUGUUUCUGUGUGUGGAAGGAGGGUUGGUUUGAAAUGUAUGCCAGGCCUUAAUCUGGCUGUAUAACACUAGAGAAGCCAGGCCUCGAGGGACCCCACUUUGAGCCUAUUAGCAGUCAUUUUGACUGCAACAUUCUAACAGUCUAAUAAAUAGAUUUCAUAUAUGCUAUCGGAACAAAAUAAUAUUUUGGUUGUGUUUAUGAAGGUCUUGGGUAUUUCAAAGAACACAAUAGCAUUUAUUAGUUUGUUACUGUAGGCUAUCUGCUGCCGCAUGCUCACUCGUGAAGCUCAUGGAACAGCGUUUAUUCUUUAUAUUUUGAAAUGGAGGUAAUCUCUUCAAAUUUGAGACUUAUUUUGCAAAGGUAAGUGUUGUUGAAACCUCAGAAUCUGCUCUUUCUGGUACUAUAUAGAAAUCAAAACGUCUUACCUGCAUGCGACUGUAGGAGGAUUUGAAAAAGUCACUUUUUGUCGCUCCAUUUCCCUGCCUCUGUCAAUUACAAUAUACAGUUUGACAAUUCAUAAUUGUCAAUGUAAUCUCUUAUGACACACUUGUGAAGACCCACAUGAAAAUAUAUUAUCUUGCCAGAAACCUUUCAAGUGCCUUUGCUGAAAUAGUGUUAAACUUUUUCUCUCUACAUUUGCACAAGAUGAAUAAGAAUGUCUGAAACUUUUGGUCACAGAUGCACUCCUGUACGCACUACACAGCACACUCACUGUUUUGAAUGGCUGAGGAAGGGUUGCUCUGAGACUCUGGCGCUUUAGUGAGAUGCCGCUCUUUUCGUGUCAUUGUCCUCCCAGAUCCGUAUCCGGGACCCCAACCAGGGCGGCAGGGACAUCACAGAGGAGAUCAUGGCAGGGGGCACAGGGAGCAGAAAUCCAACCCCCCCUGUCGGACGACCCUCCUCCACCCCCACCCCACCACAGGUAAUGACACAUCUACUCUCAUGCUGCCUGCUCUUAGGCUUAUUUUCUCUCUCUCUCACACACACACAGGUUGCCAUGGCGUGCCACUGGCCCACUGAACUGAGCUGUUAGCCUGUCACCCAUGUCUGCCCAGGGCAGACUGCUUGGUGUUGGGAGGGAGCAGGCGAUUAAGCCACCAGGGCUUUGGCACUACGACAGACAGAGCCAUGCACCAGACCAGGCACAGCACAUUUUCUGUGUUUGUAAUCCAUCCUCUGCCAUGCUGCGUUAGACACAGCCAGCCACUCAGACUUCAGCCACUGUCCCUGACUCCCUGCCCCCCACCCAUUGCUCUGCAACUGGGCCCAAACACACUCACCUGGCCUUACCUGGCCUCACCUUCAUAACCUUUGCUAUCCAAUUUGAGUAACAGAAAACCUUGGCUAUUUUACAAAGGUGACCUAAACACUAUUUCAUUGUUCAUAGUAAAUGAGUUAUCAUAUUAAUCUUGGACACACCGAUAUAUGGCUUACACACACACUCAUUGUUCAUAGUAAAUGAGUUAUCAUAUUAAUCUUGGACACACCAAUAUAUGGCUUACACACACACACACACACACACACACACACAUAUAUAUAUAUAUAUAUAUACCUACCUGCAUGUAUCACUGUAUCUCCUCCCUCACUUGUGCAGUAAAUGUUGUUGUGGAACAUGUAGUUUCUGGUUUCUGUCCCUCCAUGAAGAAUCCAGAAUAAGAUUCUAUACUUAUUCAUUGAUUCAAACAAAAUGAGUCAUAUAUGUGCUGAGAACAUUUUAAUAGACUGGUUAGCUGACAACGUCACAAACUAUGCUCACGCUUUAAUGGGGCAGAAAUCCUUGUGUUGUGAUUCUGGAUGGUCAGAUAGCUAGCAACAAUGACAAGAAGCUGCCAUGUGGGGAGUUGUACAGUGAGGGAAAACAGUAUUUGAUCCCCUGCUGAUUUUGUACGUUUGCCCACUGACAAAGACAUGAUCAAUCUAUAAUUUUAAUGGUUGGUUUAUUUGAACAGUGAGAGACAGAAGAACAAAACAAAAUUCCUGAAAAACGCAUGUCAAAAAUGUUAUAAAUUGAUUUGCAUUUUAUUGAGGGAAAUAAGUAUUUGACCCCUCUGCAAAACAUUACUUAGUACUUGGUGGCAAAACCCUUGUUGGCAAUCACAGAGGUCAGACGUUUCUUGUAGUUGGCCACCAGGUUUGCACACAUCUCAGGAGGGAUUUUGUCCCACUCCUCUUUGCAGAUCUUCUCCAAGUCAUUAAGGUUUCGAGGCUGACGUUUGGCAACUCGAACCUUCAGCUCCCUCCACAGAUUUUCUAUGGGAUUAAGGUCUGGAGACUGGCUAGGCCACUCCAGGACCUUAAUGUGCUUCUUCUUGAGCCACUCCUUUGUUGCCUUGGCCGUGUGUUUUGGGUCAUUGUCAUGCUGGAAUUGCCAUCCACGACCCAUUUUCAAUGCCCUGGCUGAGGGAAGGAGGUUCUCACCCAAGAUUUGACGGUACAUGGCCCCGUCCAUCGUCCCUUUGAUGCAGUGAAGUUGUCCUGUCCCCUUAGCAGAAAAACACCCCCAAAUCAUAAUGUUUCCACCUCCAUGUUUGACGGUGGGGAUGGUGUUCUUGGGGUCAUAGGCAGCAUACCUCCUCCUCCAAACACGGCGAGUUGAGUUGAUGCCAAAGAGCUCGAUUUUGGUCUCAUUUGACCACAACACUUUCACCCAGUUCUCCUCUGAAUCAUUCAGAUGUUCAUUGGCAAACUUCAGACGGGCCUGUAUAUGUGCUUUCUUGAGCAGGGGGACCUUGCGGGCGCUGCAGGAUUUCAGUCCUUCACGGCGUAGUGUGUUACCAAUUGUUUUCUUGGUGACUAUGGUCCCAGCUGCCUUGAGAUCAUUGACAAGAUCCUCCCGUGUAGUUCUGGGCUGAUUCCUCACUGUUCUCAUGAUCAUUGCAACUCCACAAGGUGAGAUCCUGCAUGGAGCCCCAGGCCGAGGGAGAUUGACAGUUCUUUUGUGUUUCUUCCAUUUGCGAAUAAUCGCACCAACUGUUGUCACCUUCUCACCAAGCUGCUUGGCGAUGGUCUUGUAGCCCAUUCCAGCCUUGUGUAGGUCUACAAUAUUGUCCCUGACAUCCUUGGAGAGCUCUUUGGUCUUGGCCAUGGUGGAGAGUUUGGAAUCUGAUUGAUUGAUUGCUUCUGUGGACAGGUGUCUUUUAUACAGGUAACAAGCUGAGAUUAGGAGCACUCCCUUUAAGAGUGUGCUCCUAAUCUCAGCUCGUUACCUGUAUAAAAGACACCUGGGAGCCAUAAAUCUUUCUGAUUGAGAGGGGGUCAAAUACUUAUUUCCCUCAGUAAAAUGCAAAUCAAUUUAUAACAUUUCUGGAUUUUUUUGUUGUUAUUCUGUCUCUCACUGUUCAAAUAAACCUACCAUUAAAAUUAUAGACUGAUCAUUUCUUUGUCAGUGGGCAAAUGUGCAAAAUCAGCAGGGGAUCAAAUACUUUUUUCCUUCACUGUAGGUGGCUUGUUUCAGCUAGUUUUAUCUUGUUCUUGAUACCAUGACUUGUUUUGAGGUGUUUUGACUGUCUAUGCUAAUAUGGCUCAAAUUGGCUAGCUAGCCAACCAACAACUGUAACGAUGUAUUUGAGACGACAAGUGCUCAUUGUGCAAAUGUAUUUAUAUUUUCAAUAAACAUUGGAGACGAAUUAUAGUUUACAUGUUGUCAACAAUCUAAGCCAACCCUGUCUGUAUUGCCCCAUAGUUGCGCACGCAUCAGUUUUGUUAAACAACCAACCCGUGUAUAGAAAUAGUCAAUCAUCUUAAAUUACAGUUCUUGUUCUGGAUUCUGUGGAGGGAAAGCUUUUAUUGUGACACUUCCUCCCUGUCCUCUCCUUGGACAUUAACAUUGUCUCUCCUCUCUUUCUGUCUUUUGUUGUUUCUUUUUACGCUCCCUUCUUUUGCUUUGUUUAACCUUGUGUGCCUCCAUUUCCCUGUCAUUCACUCUCCACCUCCCCUACUCUUGCACUCUUUAUUUUUUGCUUCUUCAUCUUCUCCUUUGCUCCGCUUUUGCCUGCUUUCUCCUUUCUUGUCUUCCUCCGUCUUUUCCUUGGCUAAUGUAUCUAACCAUACCCACUGGUCUCCUUGUUUCCGCUUAAUUCUAUUUUUGUGCUCGUUUGUGCUUAUUUGUCUGUCUGUGUUGCUAGUUUUUAUGGACGCACCCUCAUUAUCCUCACAUUUUCUACCUCAAAUCGCAGCAGCAGCCGGGCGGCAGCCAGACUCCGGAGCAGGGCCAGGGCCAGGCCCACUCAGCCUACAGCCUGGAGCCCUCCCAUCAGCAGCAGCCACAGCAGCAGCUCACGCCUGGGGCUGCAGCCAGCAAGCCAGGGCCAGGUCUGACCCUCUACCCCCGGCCCUCACCCCUCCACCCUCCAGGCAGAAUACAUCCCUGCUUUGAGAGCAGCGGACUGAGGAAUAAAAAGCUUUUUAGAACCUGAACGUUGACUCAAUAAAGAGAUUGGCACAAAGAAUUGUAUUUUCUUUUGUGUUUAAUUACAAUGUUAUCUGUUCUCUUUUCCAGUAGAUGAUAAGUCAAAAUUGGAGUCGCUUGUCCAGAAGUCUUCCUCUCCCGGGCUUGGACAAUCAGAACCUUCAAUGGAAAGGCGAGAGGCCAGUGCACCUGUAACUGCUCCCUCUCCCCACUUGGAUCCAGAGCUUCCCUCCCCAACCCCAGUGGUGGUUUCCCCCUUCCCGGCCCCUCUUCCUGUAGCUGGCCCCAUUGAGCAGCCCUCUGCAGUGGAGCCCGCUGCUCCCCCUUCCUCCUCUGCAGCGGACCCCAAGCCCAUGCCACCCACGACUCAGUCCCAGACCCCAAACACAGAGGAACUUCUUCCAGAAGCCCAAUGCACCCUGGCUGCUUCCCCAGCCCUAACCCCUAAGGCUUUGAAUGGCCAUGCUGACACUGGGGCUGAGAUGAACACCCAGGCCCAGGAGCCCUACCCCCUAGCUCCCUCCCUUUCCCCAACCCAGCCCCAGGCUUCAGCCCUGGCCUCCAGAGAAGACUGCAGUGAGGCUGUGCCCAGUGAGGUGAGGGCAGAGAUGCCCCCUGCUGUCACAGACCCUAUCGCACCAAUCGCUGUAGUGCCAGUCACUCUGACCUCCAGCCCUGUGGUUCCAGCGCCUCCCCCUGGCCUUCCGCCACUAGUGCAGGCCACAGCGGAGCCCAGCAAGCCCUCGGACACUAAAGACGUCCUUCUCAAAGCAGGGACAGAGGCACUCAUCACACCAGACAGCAAGCCUGAACCACAGCUACAAGCCCUUUCCAGAAAGAGUCCCACUACAGGUAUGUGCAUAGCCAUGGGUACAGAUAUGACAGUGUGGAUGUCACAUGGAUGCCUGUGUGUAUACCAUAAAUCAACAGUUAAAGGUUGCUGAUGGACAAGACUUGGAUCAGCCAGACUGAACUCAAUGCUGACUGCUGAGAACAGCACAGUGCUUACACUAACAGCUGGAUUUUAUGGUUAUGCUGGGGAGAAGGCCACUUUUCUGCUUGUAAAAGUCUCUAGUCAUUGAUUUGUGGUAAAUCGCUAGCCUAUAGCUGACUUCAAAAUGUAUUUGCUGUUGUUUUCUCUGCAGUAUGUCAGACUGCUCCUGCUACACCAAAGACCUGGAAGAAACCAAAUGAAGGGAGUCCUGUUGGAGAUGCACCACAGAGGGAGACUGAGGUAAGCAAUGAGGCUUCCUAUUCACUCUGCGGGGGGGGGGGGGGAAUUCAAAUGGAAAAUGUUUCCACAUGUGCGGCAGUGGAACACAGACUUUAAUGACUUGAAGUGUUGUUAUCGUCAGAUUUUUAUUAGGAUCCCCAUCAGCCGACGCCAAUGGCGACAGCUAGUCUUACUGGGGUCUGACAUAUAACUAAAAAGACUACAGACAAAAGUUAAUUUACAUACAUUUAAAAACAUGAAUAUGUAGUGUGUGUGUGUGCAUCAGAGUAUGUGAGCGGAGUUGAGCGGUUGGAAAUCCCGCUCGUCACUCACGGAGCGGUGCUUGCACAACGCUCUGACGCUCCACGUCCUUUCCAGCCUCUCAUUGAAAGAGGUAAUAUGUCAGCCCUAUUGGGCCAAAAUCAAUGAUCGCCUAUUGUAUAGAUAAUAGAACAAAACUUUUAAGUUAUCUGAUUUUUAAAUACACUGCUCAAAAAAAUAAAGGGGACACUUAAACAACACAAUGUAACUCCAAGUCAAUUACACUUCUGUGAAAUCAAACUGUCCACUUAGGAAGCAACACUGAUUGACAAUAAAUUUCACAUGCUGUUGUGCAAAUGGAAUAGACAACAGGUGGAAAUUAUAGGCAAUUAGCAAGACACCCCCAAUAAAGGACUGGUUUUGCAAGUGGUGACCACAGACCACUUCUCAGUUCCUAUGCUUCCUGGCUGAUGUUUUGGUCACUUUUGAAUGCUGGCAGUGCUUUCACUCUAGUGGUAGCAUGAGACGGAGUCUACAACCCACACAAGUGGCUCAGGUAGUGCAGCUCAUCCAGGAUGGCACAUCAAUGCGAGCUGUGGCAAGAAGGUUUGCUGUGUCUGUCAGCGUAGUGUCCAGAGCAUGGAGGCGCUACCAGGAGACAGGCCAAUACAUCAGGAGACGUGGAGGAGGCCGUAGGAGGGCAACAACCCAGCAGCAGGACUGCUACCUCCGCCAUUGUGCAAGGAGGAGCAGGAGGAGCACUGCCAGAGCCCUGCAAAAUGACCUCCAGCAGGCCACAAAUGUGCCUGUGUCUGCUUAAACGGUCAGAAACAGACUCCAUGAGGGUGGUAUGAGGGCCCGACGUCCACAGGUGGAGUUUGUGCUUACAGCCCAACACCGUGCAGGACAUUUGGCAUUUGCCAGAGAACACCAAGAUUGGCAAAUUCGCCACUGGCGCCCUGUGCUCUUCACAGAUGAAAGCAGGUUCACACUGAGCACGUGACAGACGUGACAGAGUCUGGAGACGCCGUGGAGAACGUUCUGCUGCCUGCAACGUCCUCCAGCAUGAUCGGUUUGGCGGUGGGUCAGUCAUGGUGUGGGGUGGCAUUUCUUUGGGGGGCCGCACAGCCCUCCAUGUGCUCACCAGAGGUAGCCUGACUGCCAUUAGGUACCGAGAUGAGAUCCUCAGACCCCUUGUGAGACCAUAUGCUGGUGCGGUUGGCCCUGGGUUCCUCCUAAUGCAAGACAAUGCUAGACCUCAUGUGGCUGGAGUGUGUCAGCAGUUCCUGCAAGAGGAAGGCAUUGAUGCUAUGGACUGGCCCGCCCGUUCCCCAGACAUGAAUCCAAUUGAGCACAUCUGGGACAUCAUGUCUCGCUCCAUCCACCAACGCCACGUUGCACCACAGACUGUCCAGGAGUUGGUGGAUGCUUUAGUCCAGGUCUGGGAGGAGAUGCCUCAGAAGACCAUCUGCCACCUCAUCAGGAGCAUGCCCAGGCGCUUGUAGGGAGGUCAUACAGGCACGUGGAGGCCACACACACUACUGAGCCUCAUUUUGACUUGUUUUAAGGACAUUACAUCAAAGUUGGAUCAGCCUGUAGUGUGGUUUUCCACUUUCAUUUUGAGGGUGACUCCAAAUCCAGACCUCCAUGGGUUGAUACAUUUUGAUUUCCAUUGAUUCUUUUUGUGUGAUUUUGUUGUCAGCACAUUCAACUAUGUAAAGAAAAAAGUAUUUAAUAAGAUUAUUUCAUUCAUUCAGAUCUAGGAUGUGUUAUUUUAGUGUUCCCUUUAUUUUUUUGAGCAGUGUACUUUGCUACAAUGACACACUUAGCUAGCUACCCACCUCAUUCCUUAGUUGUGGACACUACAUCACCACACUCCCUCUCUUGCUCUUGAUCCUCCUCAUCUUUGUAAGUCAUCUUGAUUUUGAACCUGUGUCUUAUCAGUUUCUUUAUGAAAAUAUUUAGCGAACUACAUGACACUAGCUAAAGCAAGGGGCUAACACAAGUAGCCUACAAAUGCAUGCUGGACCGGGCAUGCCCUGAGCUCGUGAAGUGAGCGCUACUGGAGCGAAAUUGGGAAAACGCGCUCCAGUCAAAUUGGGCACGCUCCAGCUCCGCUCCGCACACAUACUCUGGUGUGCAUCUAUCAGUUACACAUACAUGUCAAUACAUGCACGCAAAAAGUAGGCCACAUGGGGGAGAGGCGUUGUGCCGUGAGGUAUUGCUUUAUUUGUUUUUUUAAACCAGGUUUACUGUUCACUUGUGCUAUAUGAGAUGGGAGUUCCAUUCAAUCAUGGCUCUGUAUAAUACUGUACAUUUCCUUGAAUUUGUUCUGGACCUGGGGACUGUGAAAAGACCCCUGGUGGCAUGACUGGUGGGCUAAGUGUGUGUGUGUGUGUGUGUGUCAGUGCUGUGUUUCAGUUGACUAUGCAAACAAUUUGGAAUUUCCAACACAUUAAUGUUUCUUAUAAAAAAACAGAAGCAAUGCAGUCAGUCUUUCCUGAACUCUUAGCCAAGAGAGACUGGCAUGCAUAGUGUUGAUUGAUAUUAGCCCUCUGAUUACAAUGAAAAGUCAAGAGGACGUCGGAAAGGAGUUAUCCAUCAUGAUCAGUGUUCCAAGCCCCAUGUUUGAAGUCCGCUCUAUCCCUCUAUCUCACCCCCUCUCCCUCCGCUCCCUCCCCCAGGAUGAGAUCAAGCCUGUGGAGGAGGCUGCUGGAGACCAGGCCCUGCAGCCCGUCAGGCCCCGUAGUAGCAGCACCCCACCCCCACCCUCAGCAGCGCCUCCAGCCAUGGAGGCAGAGGAGAAGCCCCCUGCCCCAGAGGAAAACUGGGAGGCUGAGCUGGAGCCCAUGAGGAACGGGGCAGGGCACACCUCAGAGACGGAGAGCAGUGACAGUGGGGCCACCCCUGGGGACAAGGAGGGCUCUAUAGGAGCACCCCCAGACCUCUUCCAGGAAGGUAGGAGGGCAGUUAUUAGCCUCAGUUUCAUUAGUGUUUUUCACUUCGUUUUCACAAUCAAGUCAUACAACCUUUGCACAGUAUGAGAUGAGCAGGGCUGUUUUCCUCACCUCUUGUUGUUUCCUCAGAUCUGGCGGAGACCAACGGGAAGCGUCAGUACAACCGGGACUUCCUGCUAGGCUUCCAGUUUAUGGCUGCCUGUACACAGAAGCCAGACGGGCUGCCUCAGAUCAGUGACGUGGUUCUGGACAAGGUGUGUGUGAGUGGUCUGAUCAGAGCUUCAACCUAGUGGACAGAAUUAGUUAGCUGUGAGCAAGGCCCUAAACCCCACAGUGGUUCAGUAAAUAUUCUGGACUAUAAAUGGAUAGUGUAAGAUGUUAGCAAAGCAAGUUGCUUUUGAAAAGGGAUUAUGUAUUUCUAUAGAACAAAUAGUGUGAGUAGCCUUAUGUGAUCCCUAUAGUAAACAUAAGACCAGAUGUGUAGGUUUUUUCAGGUAUUCAGUCUAAUAGUCAUUAAUGAAAUGAUAGGCUUCUGGUAAAUUAAUCUCCCUCUUCUCCACAUAGGCUCCAUACUGUUGGAGCCUAUAGUGGCUAGCCCAUAGACAUCCUGUUUUGAUUAAAAUCACAUUGCUAUUAUGUCACACUUGGCAGUGUUGAUAAUUCAGCCCCAGAAAAGGAGCAAUAAGACUGGCAACGAUUGAUGUACAGUCCCAGGAGUCAUAUUAUUCUCCCUGAGAAAAUGUUCACUAGUGGAGAGUACUAAGGGAAGUCAAGGACAGCUGAGAGAGCUGUAGUUGUUCUCCCCCUUCCCUUCCCCCACAAUGUUCCCCUUAGUUCUCCUUCCACAUCUGGUUCUGACUUCACUCACUUUGCCAGUCACAAAAUGUGUUUAAACAUAAUUUAUCAAAAGCAUAGCUGAAACACAAAACAACAUACAAAGUUGGUGGUGAUCUAGGACUGUUAUUGAGAAUCCACCACCGCUCAGUGAACACCAGUGGGAUAGACCUAAGGGAGGGGGGUCUGGCCAGUCUCUUUCUCCCCAGUGGUAGGCCAGAAACAACUCCCAACCCCUACCUCAGGCACUUCAUGUAGAUCUGAAAGGAGUUGAUGGGUAUAAGCAAUAUGGCGCUUUCACCAUAUUGAUUAUUAUAUUAUUAUAUUGAUUAUUGCACCUAUCCGGGGUAUGUGACAAUAAAACAUUAUUUGAUUUUGAUUAUACAGCCACUUCUUUCCCCUAUGGCUAGGCCCACAGUGUUAGAGAAUCACUGCUCCCCCUGCUGGUCUGUCAGUUCACCAUCUCGCUCCCUGUGUGUCUCUGCAGAUAAACCAAAACAAGCUGCCAACCCGGGCUGUGGAAUCCAGGGUGAUCUCUCGAGGCCCUGACUUCACACCGGCCUUUGCUGAUUUUGGCAGGCAGAUGAGUGGAGGACGCGGCGGCGCUGCAGUGAGUCACGCACACGCUCAAUCCCAGGCUCACGUAAUUACUACCCCUCCUGACACCAACAGAAACACUGCUCUCUCUCUCUCAAAUAAUGUCUCUUGUCUUUGUGUUUCUCAUCUUUCUGUCUCUCUCUCUCUCUCUCUCACACGCACUCACAGAAUAUUACCUUGUGAGUUUCAUUUCCCACAGUCUUCUGGUAUAGUAACAAACAACAUCGCUGGGCUGGGAUCAUAGUGAGAUAAAUGAAUCAUGGGGAAUGAUUUGAGUCUCUUGUUGGUUUGCUAGAGAAGUCAUUUCCCAAAGUCUUACUCAUUCAAGGAAAGUCGUAAACUGAAUAUGAGCACACAACCCAAGCCCUUAUCUGAGGAGUCUUGGCGAGGUGUGUUUUGUUGGUGGUGAGCUGCAGAAGUGACGUGUUGUUCUCUCUUCUCUGUCCUCCAGCAGAUGAUGAACAUGGGGGGUGGUGCCCGGCGGCCCCCGCCCAGGAAGAUUAUCCUGAACGUGUCGGCGAACGACGAGGUGCAGCUGAAGAAGGCCGAGAACGCCUGGAAACCUGGCAUGAAGAGGGCAGGGCCAUCAGACGACCCUGAGGUCAUUACAACACAGGUAGGAUGAGCCCAACCUUUCAUCAGACAAAACCACACAGUCAAAACACACACCCUACUCAACUACAAGAUAUUAUGAGUUUCUUCUGCAGUGGCUCCACACAGGAAAGAAAUGUUGUGACCAAGGAGUUGUCAAGAGACCGAAGAUGAAAUGAAGUGUGAGUGAAUGAAUGUUCACCUCAAUAAAUGAUGAUGAUGUUGGUGCCUUGUCAGGAGCUCUUCCGGAAGGUGCGCAGCAUCCUCAACAAACUGACGCCUCAGAUGUUCAACCAGCUGAUGAAGCAGGUGACGGACCUCACUAUCGACACGGAGGAACGCCUCAAGGGUGUCAUCGACCUGGUCUUUGAGAAGGCCAUCGACGAGCCCGGCUUCUCUGUGGCCUACGGGAACAUGUGCCGCUGCCUCACCACGGUAUGUAAUGCUCAGUUCUUUAUCAUUCAGACAUGAUUACUUGUGGUUCCUCUGAAUGCUGCUAGCCAACAUCAAAAGAUAAUCUGUCAAGAGGAGUAAAAGGAGGUUGUCCACUAUCGGCAUAUCUAUUUAUUAUGGCCAUGGAAAUGUUAUCUAUUAAAAUCAGAUCCAACAAUAAUAUCAAGGGAUUAGAAAUCCAGGGCUUAUAAACAAAGGUGUCAUUGUACUCUGAUGAUUCAUGUUUUCUUUUAAAUCCACAAUUUGAAUCCCACCACAGCCUCAUAGAGGAUCUAGAUACAUUUUCUAACCUCUCUGGAUUACAACCAAAUUAUGAUAAGUGUACUAUAUUAUGUAUUGGAUCACAAAAAAAAUACAACUUUUACAUUACCGUGUAGUUUACCAAUAAAAUGGUAUGAUGGUGAUGUGGAUAUACUCGGUAUACAUAUCCCAAAAUACAUUUUAAUAGAAAGUUAGCAAAAUAGAUAAGAUCUUGCUACAAUGGAAAGGUAAAUACCUGUCUAUUUGUGGAAAAAUCACCUUGAUUAACUCUUUAGUAUUAUCCCAGUUUACCUAUUUGCUUAUGGUCUUGCCUACGCCUAGCGAACAGUUUUUUAAAUUAUAUGAGAAAAAAAUAUUCAAUUUUAUUUGGAACGGCAAGCCAGACAAAAUUAAACGGGCCUAUUAUGAAUUGAUAUGAAUAUGAAUUCGGAGGACAGAAAUUACUAAAUAUGAAAGCAUUAGACCUAUCACUAAAAGCUUCAGUCAUACAAAAGUUAUACUUAAAUCCGAACUGGUUCUCUAGCAAAUUAGUAACAUUGUCUCACCCUAUGUUCAAGAAUGGCCUUUUUCCCUUUAUUCCGAUUACAACCUCUCACUUUCAGUUAUUUGAAAAGGAAAUAAUCUCCCAAAUAUCACUAUUUCUAAAACAAGCCGUAGAAAGUUGGUUGCAAUUUCAAUUUAAGACUCCAGAAACGACAGAACAAAUAAUGCAACAAAUAUUGUGGUUAAACUCAAAUAUACUAAUUGAUUUUAAAAAAUGUAAUUUUUUGAAUAAAAAAAAAAAAGGUAUAAUCUUUGUAAAUUAUAUCAGAGGUAGGACUGGUGGAGUUAUGUCGCACAUGCAGCAAACAAAAACAUAUGGAAAUGUCUGCUCUACCCAAAAUUACAACCAAAUAAUUGCAGCAUUACCGCAAAAAUGGAAGAGGAAAGUGGAAGGGGGAAAAGUAAGGAACUUGUCUGUUGGCCCUGUAUUAAAGACCAUAAUUGGUUAAAGAAAAUUGUGAUAAAUAAAAAAGUAAACCAGUUCCAUUUAAGGGCCGAAGGUUUGACAGCUGUCCUAUAUAGAUUGCAAAAUAGUUGGGAAGAGAUUUUUGACGUAUCGAUUCCAUGGCACAUGGUUUAUGAACUGAUACGCAAAACGACGCCGGAUUCAAAACAUAGAAUUUUUCAAUUUAAAUUAUUAUACAAAAUUCUUGCAACCAAUAGAAUGUUAUUUAUAUGGGGGGAUACAAUCUUCCCAGCUCUGCAGAUUUUGCUGCGAAGAGACAGCAUCAUUAGAUCAUUUGUUUUGGUACUGUCCAUUUGUAGCUUGUUUUUGGUCACAGGUCCAGGAAUGGCUGAAGAAUUGCAAUAUUUACCUGGAGCUAACCCUGCAGAUAGCACUACUGGGUGAUCUGAAAAGUCAUAGUCAAUCGAUCAAUAAUAUAAUAAUACUUUUAGCAAAAAUAAUGUUUAUUUUCCAUUUACAAUCUGUAGAAACAAUGAGAAUAGAAAGGUUCAGAACUUUUGUGAAACAUUACAGUACAGUUGAAAAAUAUAUGGCAAAUAGAAAUCCAAUAUGGUUGGUGUUAAGAGAUGAAUGGGAGGGGUUGAAUGGAGCUGAAGGUUGGGACUAAUAACAACUAAUAGCAACAAGAUAACUAAUGUAAAACAUACGGUGUCCAUAAUACGUAUAUAGGUUAUAGGUUAAGAACUUUUGUGAAAGAGCACAGUUUGAAAGAUAUGGCAUAUAGAAGCAAACCGGAUGGACAUCAUGAAAAUGAUCGGAUAGGUUGAGGAUAGAGGAAGUUCAGGAGUAAAAACAAACAAAAUAUAACUAUUGUAAAAUUGACUGUGUCCAUAAAAUGUAUAAGCUGGAAGUAGAGGCCUAAGCGUUGUUGUUCACUAGUUUACUCCAAUUAGGGGAGGGGUGGUAGGGUUAAAAAGUAAUAAAGGAAAAUAUAUAUUAAAAAAGGAUAUGUACACAACCGUUCAAAAGUUUGGGGUCACUUGGAAAUGUCCUUGUUUUCGAAAGAAAAGCAAUUGUUUUGUCCAUUUAAAAUAACAUCAAAUUGAUCAGAAAUACAGUGUGGACAUUGUUAAUGUUGUAAAUAGCUAUUGUAGCUGGAAACAGCUGAUUGUUAAUGGAAUAUCUACAUAGGCGUACAGAGGCCCAUUAUCAGCAACCAUCAGUCCUGUGUUCCAAUGGCAAGUUUAUCAUUUUAAAAGGCUAAUUUAUCAUUAGAAAACCUUUUUUGCAAUUAUAUUAGCACAGCUGAAAACUGUUGUGCUGAUUAAAGAAGCAAUAAAACUGGCCUUCUUGAGACUAGUUGAGUAUCUGGAGCAUCAGCAAUUGUGGGUUCGAUUACAGGAUCAAAAUGGCCAGAAACAAAUAACUUUCUUCUGAAACUCGUCAGUCUAUUCUUGUUCUGAAAAAUGAAGGCUAUUCCAUGCGAGAAAUUGCCAAGAAACGGAAGAUCUCGUACAACGCUGUGUACUACUCCCUUCACAGAACAGCGCAAACUGGCUCUAACCAGAAUAGAAAGAGGAGUGGGAGGUCCCCGGUGUACAACUGAGUUGCAAAUAAAAAGCCAUAUCUCAGACUGGCCAAUACAAAUAAAAGAUUAAGAUGGGCAAAAGAACACAGACACUGGACAGAGAAAGAUUGGAAAAAAGUGUUAUGGACAAACAAAUCGAAGUUUGAGGUGUUCGGAUCACAAAGAAUAACAUUUGUGAGACGCAGACCAAAUUAAAAUAUGCUGUAGGAGUGCUUGAUGCCAUCUGUCAAGCAUUGUGGAGGCAAUAUGAUGGUCUGGGGGUGCUUUGGUGGUGGUAAAGUGGGAGAUUUGUAUAGGGUAAAAGGGAUCUUGAAGAAGGAAGGCUAUCACUCCAUUUUGCAACGCCAUGCCAUACCCUGUGGACGGCGCUUGAUUGGAGCCAAUUUCCUCCUACAACAGGACAAUGACCCAAAGCACAGCUCCAAACUAUGCAAUAACUAUUUAGGGAAGAAGCAGUCAACUGGUAUUCUGUCUGUGCUGGCCACUCCAUUAUAGUCACCGGAUCUCAACCCUAUUGAGAUGUUGUGGGAGCAGCUUGACCGUAAGAAGUGCCAAUCAAGCCAAUCCAACUUGUGGGAGAUGCUUCAGGAAGCAUGGGGUGAAAUCUCUUCAGAUUACCUCAACAAAUUGACAACUAGAAUGCCAAAGGUCUGCAAGGCUGUAAUUGCUGCAAAUGGAGGAUUCUUUGACGAAAGCUAAGUUUGAAUUGCACAAUUUAUUAUUUCAAUAAAAAAUCAUUAUUUCUAACCUUGUCAAUGACUACAUUUCCUAUGCAUUUUGCUAUAUUUUCUAUUCAAACUCAUUUCAUGUAUGUUUUCAUGGAAAACAAGGACAUUUCUAAGUCACCCCAAACUUUUGAACGGUACUGUAUGUGUAUAUGUAUGUAUUUAUGUGUAUGUAUGUCUAUGUAUAUGUACAGUUGAAGUCGGAAGUUUACAUAUACUUAGAUUGGAGUCAUUAAAACUAGUUUUUUUCAACCACUCCACAAAUUUCUUGUUAACAAACUAUAGUUUUGGCAAGUUGGUUAGGACAUCUACUUUGUGCAUGACACAAGUAAUUUUUACAACAAUUGUUUACAGACAGAUUAUUUCACUUAUUAUACACUGUAUCACAAUUCCAGUGGGUCAGAAGUUUGCAUACACUAAGUUUGUGAUGGCCACUCCAAUACCUUGACUUUGUUGUCCUUAAGCCAUUUUGCCACAACUUUGGAAGUAUGCUUGGGGUCAUUGUCCAUUUGGAAGACCCAUUUGCGACAAAGCUUUAACUUCCUGACUGAUGUCUUGAGAUGUUGCUUCAAUAUAUCCAUGUACUUUUCCUUCCUCAUGAUGCCAUCUAUUUUGUGAAGUGCACCAGUCCCUCCUGCAGCAAAGCACCUCCACAGCAUGAUGCUGCCACCCCUGUGCUUCACGGUUGGGAUGGUGUUCAUUGGCUUGCAAGCCUUCCCCUUUUUCCUCCAAACAUAACAAUUGUCAUUAUGGCCAAACAGUUAUAUUUUUGUUUCAUCAGACCAGAGGACAUUUCUCCAAAAAGUACGAUCUCUGUCCCUGUGUGCAGUUGCAAACCGUAGUCUGGCUUUUUUAUGGCGGUUUUGGAGCAGUGGCUUCUUCCUUGCUGAGCGGCCUUUCAGGUAAUGUCGAUAUAGGACUCAUUUUACUGUGGAUAUAGAUACUUUUGUACGUGUUUCCUCCAGCAUCUUCACAAGGUCCUUUUGCUGUUGUUCUGGGAUUAAUUUGCAUUUUUCGCACCAAAGUACGUUAAUCUCUAGGAGACAGAACGCGUCUCCUUCCUGAGCAGUAUGACGGAUGCGUGGUCCCAUGGUGUUUACACUUGCGUACUAUUGUUUGUACAAAUGAACGUGGUACCUUCAGGCAUUUGGAAAUUGCACCCAAGGAUGAACCAGACUUGUGGAGGUUUACAAUUCUUUUUCUGAGGUCUUGGCUGAUUUCUUUUGAUUUUCCAAUGAUGUCAAGCAAAGAGGCACUGAGUUUGAAGGUAGGCCUUGAAAUACAUCCACAGGUACACCUCCAAUUGACUCAAAUGAUGUCAAUUAGCCUAUCAGAAGCUUCUAAAGCCAUGACAUCAUUUUCUGGAAUUGUCCAAGCUGUUUAAAGGCACAGUCAACUUAGUGUAUGUAAACUUCUGACCCACUGGAAUUGUGAUACAGUGAAUUAUAAGUGAAGUCAUCUUUCUGUAAACAAUUGUUGGAAAAUGACUUGUCAUGCACAAAGUAGAUGACAUAACCGACUUGCCAAAACUAUAGUUUGUUAGCAAGAAAUGUGUGGAGUGGUUGAAAAACAAGUUUUAAUGACUCCAACCUAAGGGUAUGUAAACUUCCGACUUCAACUGUAUAUGUUUGGGAAAAUAUAUAUAUAUGUGGGAUUGGAAGUGAUAAUGUAUCUGCAAUAUUAAAGCUGUUCUUCCACCUAAAAAACCCCAAAAGAAAAUAGAUAAUCUGUAUAUGCAUGGGUCCUCUAAAGCCCCAUAAACAUUCAGCAAAAUGUCCCUAAAUAUAUAUUUCUGUCCCCCAUUUAACUCUUUCGACACCUCAUCUCCCGUUCAACUCAAAAUGUUUCUCUCUGUUCUUUCCCCCAUUUUUCUUCCCCUCUAACCAAAUUGUUCCUUAUCUCGGUUGCUCUCCAGCUCAAAGUGCCCAUGACGGAGAAACCCAGCACCACAGUGAACUUCCGUAAGCUUCUGCUCAACCGCUGUCAGAAGGAGUUUGAGCGGGACAAGGUGGACGACGUGGUGUUUGAGAGGAAACAGAAGGAGCUCGACUCUGCACAGGUACCUAAACCCUAAACACACACUACCCAGAUCACCAACCUGUCUGUCACCUAUUGUCCCUAGUAGGGGAAUACAGAGCAGAGAAUUCUAUGGGACCCAGUCAGUUACUGAUGUUAGUUGUGAAUAGUUAGUGGGGGGCACUGGGGGCUCAUUGUUUGCUGUUAAGUCUGACAAUCUACUCUCCAUCUCUUCUCCAGUCCAGUGAUCAAGAGAGACUACGGUUAGAGCUGGAGGAGGCCAAGGACAAGGCCCGCCGGCGCUCCAUAGGGAACAUCCGGUUCAUUGGGGAGCUGUUCAAACUCAAGAUGCUGACAGAGGCCAUCAUGCACGACUGUGUGGUCAAGCUGCUGAAGAACCACGACGAGGAAUCGCUGGAGUGCCUGUGCAGGCUGCUCACCACCAUUGGCAAGGACCUGGACUUUGAGAAGGCCAAGGUGAGCCAUAGGGAUGAGCUGGGGAGGACAGGGGAAAGGAGGGGGCUUAAAUGAAUUCCAGCUGGUGGUAUGGGGAAGCCUGCAGGGAUGUGGGUGACGAGACAUGGGUGAAGACAUCUCACUGCUCCCUCUUGUCUGCUGUUGUCUGGCCUGUUUUAACCUGCUGCUGGCCAAAGGAAAGGCUCCUAGACAUGUACAGAAGUGUUCUCCUCUUUGAGCUCUGCCAGAGUUUUAAGACGCUUUGGUCCUCACUCAUACUACGCUGACUCUGCAACACACACACACACACACACACACACACACACACACACACACUACAUACGCUCACACACACAAAACACACGCAUGCAUAUUGACACAGUGCACAGACACACUCACACAAACACACUUACACACUUCACAUACGCUGUUGCUACUCUGUUUAUUAUAUAUCCUGAUUGCCUAGUCACUUUUACCCCUACCCACAUGUACAUACUGAAUUACCUCAACUACCUCGUACCCCUGCACAUUGACUCGGUACUGGUACUCCUUGUAUAUAGCUAAUUUUGCCCCAACAUCGGACAUCCCCUAACUUCGGACACUCUCUAGCGGUUGGAGGACUAAAUCACCUCGAGCUCAACAUUUUAAUGGACUGGAAAAUAACGGUAAGUUUUGCGACUAAAGACACCCUUCUAGCUAGCUGACCACUGAUUUUCAGUGUGAUUUAUGUAAGUUAAGUUAGGUUUUGAGAGUUUUCAAAAAAGUGAUAUAUGUACACAUUUUGUGGGACACGCUGCAUAUUGUAAAAUUUGACUGCGCGACAGACCACACAUAAUUCAAUAUCCAACUUUUUACCUCUGAAAUAUAGCUAACAGAUUUUCUAAUGUUGCUAAAUGUUGAUAGAACUGCUAAGACAGCUAAAAAGGAAAGAAAUUGUGAGCGUUAGAUAAUACAUAUCACGAAAACAGCUGAAUGUUGUCAAGCUGUGAGUCCUCUUGACGGGGGCGUUUUGCACAAUCUGCAAAAAUCUAUUUGGAACUUUGAACCAUGAACUUUUUGACUCCUAUCACUGUUGGGUAUGUUUCAUCUUACAACAGCUACAUAGAGGCAGUAUUUAGUCAAAUGUUACAAUGCAUGCAUCAAUAUUAAACUAAUUGGGACACACAUUUUCAUUACAGAUAACAUCAAACAAAAAACGUGGGUACACUUUCAGUUAUUGUGAAAACUUUCAUGACCUUUCAAUGCCUUAGCUUUGAAAUGUAAAUGUUUAUACAUAUUCAGAUUGAGUUAUCUUUCUAAAAUGUGUAUAGAAUGCCAAGUUAUUUAGCUACAUGUAUUUACCACCACAGCAUGGAGAAAGUCAAGAGGAAGCAGUGGAGUGAGGUGGACAUGUUCCAUGCCAUGGAGGACUGCGUGGCAGGGAUGGCUAUCCACCAGGCUGGCAAGGUUAGGCAUCUUUUGUUUUUAGUAGAUUACCAUGUGUAUGUGAAUUUUAUCUGCUAGUAAGUUUUCUUUUCUUAUCUACCAAGGUGCAUGGUGUACCUCGGCAGACCAUGGCAGACAGGCUGAGCGGCCGGGUGACCCAUGGUUGUCGCAGUGGACCACCCACAUUGCUUGCACCAGAGGAUUAAAAUUCUCUGGUGCAGUACUGUAUCUACUGCGCCAGCCAUGGGUUCCCCUUCACCAGACAGAGGCUGAUUUUAAAUACGACGACAAAAUACACAGGUAUUUGGUGUUCUAUGUGUUUAUGUAUGUAGAUUGCUGGACUGACUGUUCUCAAUGUGUGUGAUGUGGAUGUGUAUGGUGAUGCCAAAACAAACAUUUUCAUCCUGGAUGGACAAUUAUAUAUUCUAUUCUAUUGUAGGUUUCGGCACCCAGGGGAAACAAUCCCACCACUGGGGAAGAGGUGGUGGGAAAUGUUCAGGAGGAGGCACAAGAACCUGAGCAUGAGGAGGCCGGACACCCUGGACAGGGGGAGAGCGUGUGCCACACGUCCAACGAUGGACACAUUUUUCACUUCUUAUGAGAAGCACUUGGAGGAGAGUGGGUUGAGGGAGAAACCUAGACAAAUCUAUAACUGCGUUGAGUCUGGGUUUCGUAGCGACCAGAGCAGGCACAAAGUGCUGGCUCCCCGGGGCGCAAAACAUGUGUACCAGCAGGCUCCGUGGACCAAGGAGCUUCAACACAGCUGGGGAGGACGUACCCCCAUUUAUCAUCUACCCCAAGUGUUUCCCCGGUGGCCACUACACACUGGGAGCCCCCCCAAGCCUUGUAUGGACGGUCAAACAGUGGCUACAUUGACGGGGACCUGUUCAGGAAGUGGUUUCAGCACUUCAUUAAGCAUGCAGUGAAAGAGCGCCCUCUCCUUCUCCUCUUCGAUGGGUACAAGAGCCACAUAGACCCGGAGGUGCUCGUGGCGGCACUAAGGGAAGGGGUUAUACUUCUUUGUCUUCCACCACACUGCACCCAUGUCCUGCAACCGCUGGACGAGGCAUACUUUGGCCCUUUAAAGGCUGAGUUCUCCAAGGUAGCUGGAGACCUUAGCCAUUUUGACCACUCCUACAUGGUAAACAAAUCAGAAUUUGCCAGUAUCAGCGCUGCAAGGACAUGCGCUAUGUGGUGGAAGGGUAUAAGAAGUGUGGCCUCUUCCCUUUUGACCCUUCAGCCAUUGAAGGGUCCCGUUUAAUGCCGUCUCGGUCCCUACCGGGUCCCACCACCGCCUCUCCUGUAACCAGCAGCACUGUGCCGUCCAUCAGCACCUCCUCCCCAGUGAUCACAGGAGGACCCUCAGCCCCUGCUCCAGUCCCAGCCCUAGCUCUAGAAGAGCACCCCCUAAUAGAGGGGGGGCUGAUAGCGAAGGACCUGGGGCACAUCCUUACUGUCCUGAAGUAUCGGCUAGACCGAUACAGAAGACUCCCUGUGGUCGCCACAUGCAUCACCGGGGAGGAAUACAUGCGCCAGUGGCAGGAGAGGGGUGAGAAGGAGAGGGCCGAGGCAGAGGAGAAAGAGCGUCGGGCAGCCCUCAGAACACAGCGGGCACAGGAGAGGGCUGCCAUGGAUGAGACCAUUGACGCCAUCGCCUCUGCUGGACCCCCUGCUGGAACCACUCCUGACAGCUGCAUCACCACUGCCUCCCAGUGUGCAACACCUGUAGGAGCCGCGGGAGUCCCCAGCUGCAGAAGAAGGCCACGUGCCUACUCUCCCGGCCACACCAUCGUUGGCCCCUCAACCCCACCAUUACAAACACCGACUCCUCCAAGCCAUCGUCGGCGGUUUUGUCCACCACCACCACGAUGCACACCACCCCCCCGUCUGUCACCACCAACACAGCCUCCUCUGGACCAACUGCCUCCUCCGUCUCCUCUGUUCACACCACCAUAGCAGCCUCGUCUGCAAUUUGAAUACAGACACCUCCACAGGUAAACACAUGUUAAAUUAUGAAAAAAUGACUUAUCUGUUUUAUAAAACAGCAAUGUAAAAAAAAUAAAUAUAAUCUUUACAUAUCUACAGUCCAUAGCACCAGCCCUCAAGUCAUCUCCACCUCCUCCAAAACUUCUGCAGCUUCCUCCAGAGGUAUUGAUGUAAAAAAGUUAAAAGGGUUUUCAUGAAACAUACUCUGUCUAACACUACUUUUUCUUAAAUUGCAGCACAGAAAAGGAAGAGAAAAGCUCCACUGGACACCUCUGUCACGCCACCCAUGGCACCACUCUCAGGUACUUCAUAAUCUGUUUUUCUCUCUCUCAGUUGUAUCAGUUACUAUUGUUGUUGAAGACCUUCUAAAUUUUUCAAAACCAUGUUAAUCAAUUUGAUUAUUAUUUUAUUUUUUUAUAAAAGAAGACACCACCUCGCCAUGGGGAGCAUGAUCCGCCUGCAAGCUCCCUUCAGGAGUGUAGAUCCAAGGUGCCAUGGGUGUGCUGUGACUUCUGCCAGCACUGGUUCCACUGCAGGUGUGUGCAGUGGGAUCCAGAGGUAGCGGUGGAGCUGGAUUUUUAUUGUGAUUUUUGUGACAAUAUAGGGAUGGAGGUCUUUAAGGAAUACCUGGGAUAGGAUAAAGUAAUCCUUCUACCCCCCCCCCCUUUUACUCCAACCUCCCCCCCAAAAAAAAAAAAAACAUUGUAAAGUGGUUAUCCCACUGGCUAUAAGGUGAAUGCACCUAUUUGUAAGUCGCUCUGGAUAAGAGUGUCUGCUAAAUGACGUAAAUGUAAUGUAAAUGAGGUCGAGAUUUAAUUGUUUGUUUUGUUUGUGUUCAUAUGAAAUUAUUUAUUUGUACAAAAAAAUAUGUCUAAAAUAUAAUAUAUAUAUUUAUUCGACCCAUCUUGUGUAUUUCUUCCUUUACUUUCCAAGUGCAUCUCUGCAACACAAACUCCAACAGUGUUUUCAUUGUUUAUGUCAAUGCACAUUAUUGAAAUAAAAGUUUUAUUUUAUGUAAAUUAUUCAUACUCAUUUAUAUUUUAGUAUUCAACUGUUAUCUACUUUCUCAAAACAUAAGAUUAAUCUGUAAAACAAAUUGAGACAUUAUUUGGUUAUAACAACACUGAAUAUGUUGGUGAAGAACAAUUUUUUAAGAGUCCACAGGAGGCGCACCGGGCUACCCAAUGAAAAGUUGACAGGCAAGUCAUAAUUCUUUACCGGAAGGCUAGCCAACUAUCUAGUAAACACUUUGGAUACGAGGUUGGUGUCUCUUUUUUUUUAAACAAAAUUAAACGGAUAUAUCUUGUAAUUGAACAAAAUAGUAAGGUGGCCAAUAACUGGUGACCGUAUGCCGAUUAUACGGGACGUAUUUUUUUGCUAAACCGCUUAUCAAAAAGCUUUUAAUAGUAGUAUUUCCACUGAAAUGUCAAACAUGCGAAUUGCUAACCCGUUAGCUAACAUUUUUACGACACCAAUAAUAAAAAUAAAUUGAUGGCUUGAUCACAAGAUAACACUCUUGAAGGUAAUAUAUUUCUUAGACGCUGUUGAAUAUGCAGAUAAUACGGGGUUCCACGCUAGUCUCGUUAUUGUUUUUGUGUUACUAUUUCCUUUUUUAUUUAGCAAAUAUUUGUCUUACUUUUGAACUGCACUGUUGGGAAUGGGCUUGUAAGUAAGCAUUUCACUGGAAAGUGUACACCUGUUUUAUUCGGCACAUGUGACCAAUAACAUUUUAUUUUAUUUGAUCUGGCACAUUUAGCCCUGAGACUAAAUCAUAUUUAGUAGUGUGUGUUUUGUAGGCCAAGAAAAGGCUUUUGUUUUACUUGCUCCCGAACUGCUCAGUUUAGUCUGGAGCAAUACUACACUGAACAAAAAUAUAAACGCAACAUGUAAAGUGUUGGUCCUAUGUUUCAUGAGGUGAAGUGAAAUAAAAUAUCCCAGAAAUGUUCCAUGCUCACAAAAAGCUUAUUUCUUUGUGCACAAAUUUGUUUACAUCCCUGUUAGUGAGCAUUUAUCAUUUUCCGAGAUAAUCCAUCCAUCCAUAAUGUUAAUUUCUCUACCAUAAGCCGCCUCCAACAUCGUUUUAGAGAAUUUGGCAUUACGUCGAACCGGCCUCACAGCGCAGACCGUGUGUAACCACGCCAGCCCGGGACCGCCACAUCCGGCUUCUUCACCUGCGGGAUCGUCUGAGACUAGCCACCCGGACAGCUGAUGAAACUGUGGGUUUGCACAACCGAAGAAUUUCUGCACAAACUGUCAGAAACCGUCUCAGGGAAGCUCAUCUGUGUGUUUGUCAUCCUCACCAGGGUCUUGACCUGACUGCAGUUUGGCGUCAUUACUGACUUCAGUGGGCAAAUGCUCACCUUCGAUGGCCACUGGCAUGCUGGAGAAGUGUGCUCUUCACUGAUGAAUCCCGGUUUCAACUGUACUGGGCAGAUGGCAGACAGCGUGCAUGUGGGCGAGCGGUUUCCUGAUGUCAAUGUUGUGAACAGAGUGCCCCAUGGUGGCGGUGGGAUUAUGGUAUGGGAAGGCAUAAACUACGGACAACACACAAUUGCAUUUUAUCAAUGGCAAUUUGAAUGCAAAGAGAUCCUGAGGCCCAUUGUCUUGCUAUUUAUCCGCCACCAUAACCUCAUGUUUCAGCAGGGUAAUGCACAGCCCCAUGUCGCAAGGAUCUGUACACAAUUCCUAGAAGCUGAAAAUGGUCCAGUUCUUCCAUGGCCUGCAUACUCACCAGACAUGUCACCCAUUGAGCAUGUUUGGGAUGCUCUGGAUCGACGUUUACCACAGUGUGUUCCAGUUCCCACCAAUAUCCAGCAACUUCACACAGCCAUUGAAGAGGAGUGGGACAACAUUCCUCAGGCCACAAUCAACAGCCUGAUCAACUCUAUGCAAAGGAUAUGUGAUGCGCUGCAUGAGGCAAAAUGGUGGUCACACCAGAUACUGACUGGUUCUCUGAUCCACGCCCCUGCCUUUUCUUUUUUUUUAAGGUAUCUGUGACCAACAGAUGCAUAUCUGUAUUCCCAGUCAUGUGAAGUCCAUAGAUUAGGGCCUAAUUUAUUUAUUUAAAUUGACUGAUUUCCUUAUAUGAACUGUAACUCAGUAAAAUCUUUGAAAUUGUUGCAUAUUGCGUUUAAAAAAUAUAUAAAAUAUAAAGAUAUAAAGUGCACAGUGAAUUGCUUAAUGGAGUGGAAUGAAAUGAAUGGAGAGCAUCUGGCUGUCCUCUGGAGUGAAUAGUGAAAAUGUAUUAAUACACCACUUUGCAUUGACCCUUAAUUUCUCUCUUUCUUGUCAUAGCCUCGCAUGGAUCAGUAUUUCAAUCAGAUGGAGAAAAUUGUGAAGGAGCGGAAGACAUCGUCUCGGAUACGGUUUAUGCUGCAAGAUGUGAUAGAUCUCCGAUUGGUAAGUUGUGUGUGUGUGUGUGUGUGUGUCUCCUGUGUGUUGGUGGGGUUAUGUGCAUGCAUGCAUUCUUGAGAUUUGUGGUUGUGUCUGUCCAGCUCAGCUGUGAGGAUGUAUUUUCCAUUACAGUAAAUCAAAAUGUUCAUUUUCAGUACCUCCAUUUCACGCAGGCUCCCUGAGCACACCAAUAAUUAGAUCUGAGGAAGAAAACUAAUCAGUGAGAUUUGAGCGUAGAAUAAAACAUUGUUCUGCACAGCCCUCCACACAAUACUGUGACUGUAGGCCAAUUAUGUUGUACACAGUUUACUAAUUCAAAACACCAGAUUGUCUCUCUGAGGAAACUCCUUGCGUAGGUCUAACACUGCUCUUUUCCUCCAGCACAACUGGGUGUCCAGGAGAGCUGACCAGGGACCCAAGACCAUCGAGCAGAUCCACAAAGAGGCCAAGAUCGAAGAGCAGGAGGAGCAGAGGAAGGUGCACCAGCAGCUGCUCUCCAAGGACACCAAGAGAAGGCCAGGUCAGCCAGGCCCAUGGGCUAAAUCCUCUUUAAGGCUUACAGCCACACUGGCAUCCCCUCCCCAUAGCUUGCAGACUCAGAGAUGCUACGGUGGCCCACAGUGGACAGAAGGCUCCCCCACUCUCUCCCAUCUUUCAACUCACCCCACAGUAUUCUCUCAAGCCUGGGCCAUAAGGAGUUGAUGUUGUCACUAUUUGAGUUGUCUUUAAUAAACCCAUUAACAUCUCAUCCCCCGUGUGUGUUCCCUCUGUCCUCCAGAGCAACAGCAGAGAGAGCAGCAGAGAGACCAGCAGAGGGAGCAGCGUGUGCAGCAGAGAGAGGAGACCUGGAACACUGUGCCCAUGACCAAGAACAGCAGGACCAUCGACCCCACCAAGAUCCCCAAGAUCUCCAAGGUCAGCCCCGAAAACACCUGUAGACCUCAACUUUUGACUUCCUCUUUUGGGUGGUUUACCAUGGAGGUAGUGUACUCCAUUGUAAUUACAAAAUGGCAUUAGACAAUAAUUGAUGUUUGGUUCCUUCAAGUCUUUACAAGUUGGAUGACAUAAGUCAGCCUGACAUUUUGAGUUAUGUUUACCCGAUCAAUUAAGAAUUGUGUCCUCAUUGGUCUACAAGCACAAGUCUUCCUGGACAUGUUUGCAUUCGUAUUAGGUGCAUGGUCUUCCCUACUGCCAUACAAUGCCAACUAGUAGAUUAAACGCUACUGUGUUGUAAUGUCUACAGUACACCGCAUUAGCUAUCUCCUCACUUAUAGGAAUCCUGUGGUUCUUCAUUAAUACUUCUAUGUGGCACACAACCCUGUCCUCAUGAAAUUGUUCUAGUGGCGAAAUAAUACGUCCACCUGCUGGAUAGCAUGGCUCCCCCUGCUGGAGGAAAUAUGUUAGAAACCCAGACAGUCCUCUGUGUGUCAGGACCAAUGAUGUAUGAGGCAGCUCUCCAUUCUCAGAGACUCUUGGUCAUUAUAGCGUUGUAGGCCCAGAUCACAUGAUAUGAGUAUUGGAAGGUGAACUGUUUCUGUCCGUCAUCAUCCUGUUUAGCCUCAGAUGGAUGAGAAGAUCCAACUGGGACCACGGGCCUCACUCAACUGGAUGAAGGGCAGCAGUGGAGGGGCCAAGGCCAGUGACUCCGGUAAGGAGACAUACCGUCUCACACACACACACACACACACACAUUGGUGAUCCAGUUGAAUUAGUUGUAAUUGUGUCCUGGUUGAAUUGUAAUGUCUGCUGCUUCAUCUUGUCUCCCAUCAGAAUUAUCCCGGUCUGGUGGUGGUGGUGCCAGUUUAAACCGGUAUUCUGCACUCCAGUCCACCCCAUCUCAACCCACCAGCCCACCUGCACAGAACCCAGAGUAUGACACUAGAAGAGCCUUGGGCAGGUAAUGAUCAUAUUUUGAAACUUAUAUAAUGGAUUUGGUCUCUGAACUUCUUAUUUCGAAGCAAAACAUUCUGAUUCGCAUUGUGUGUGUGUGUGUGUUUUCUCCUCCCUCAGUCGAAGCAGUGCAGGGAGAGAGCGAAGCGAGAAGCCCCUGAGCUCAGCCCCGUCACGGCCUGGUUCCUUCGUCCGAGGCGUCAGUGCCAAAGAGCUGCUGGAGAGCCCGGCCCUGAGCCCCGAGGAGCCCUGCAGAGAGCUGGAGAGCCCCAGGAGGCCCAGCGUCAGCGAAGACAAGACUGAGCCAGAGCGCUGCAGAGCCAGGGAGCCUGGUGAGGGAACAGAACCCAGUUCUAGAGACAUACACUGACUAAACACACAGUCAGUGGACACACUCACACACACACUCUCUCUAGCAGGGGAGCGCUCUUGUAACAGUGUUGUUUCCCCCUGCAGUGAAAGCAGAGCCUGUGGUGGCCCAUUCUCCAGACAGACCUGCUCUCUCUGAGGAGGAGAUGGAGAGG
Molecule: messenger RNA, 27503 nt
Organism: Coregonus sp. 'balchen'
Lineage: Eukaryota; Metazoa; Chordata; Actinopteri; Salmoniformes; Salmonidae
Source: the annotation of a GenBank genome assembly